AUGUUCCGCUCUCUCGCUCGCAGCGCCCUCGAAGGGGUGCAGAAAGUCCCUGACGCGCUCGCUCGACAUGCCAGUACCGCUGCGCAACCGCCUGAGCCCGCUCACCCUGCUGCUGAACCACCCAGUAAGACCCCGAGGAAAAGGACGAGGUACGACGCGCUGAGGGAGUUGCCGGCUGCGCCGUGGCGACUAGCGUUCCGCUCUCUUCCUUACGAUGCCGCCAAUACCGUCCUCUUCCCCUCGAAAUCCGCGCAGCCGCUCCAGUUCAACAUUACGAACACCCUCUUCAGCAUGAGAUGCUUCCCCAUGCCAACCCGCCAUCCAAACGGAAACCCUUAUCCAAUCCCUCGCUCCGCUUCAAGAGACCUCCCUUCGCCUCCCCCUACGUUCGCCGGCCUGACAGACGACGACCCGUCACACCUCGACCCCUUCCUCUCGACUCCCGAGGAUGUGCGGAAACAUCUCGCGAGGCUGAAGAAGCAGAAGAAGCCGUACACAAUGGACCUGACGAUCAUGGCAGGCAAGAAGAAGGUGCACAAGAGCGCGUGUAUUCGCGACCGGUGUAAGAGGCGGUUCAGAGAGGCGGUGAGGAUGGUUGUCGUGCGCGGAGCACGGAAGGAUGAGAAUGCGCCGGGAGGAAUCGCGGUCAGCGAGGAGGUUGUUGGCGAGACGGGCCCGAGAAAGUGGUUGAUGGCUGGUUACUGCUACGUUGUCACGAUCGACCUUGAGAUGUACCGACAUCCUCUACCGGACCUCGUCGAGCACGUCCGGACCGCGCUGACAAACCUGAAGCGGCGAGCGGAACAGGCUACGCUCGACGCGCAACUGGACGACCUGGAGAUCUCGCCGCGCGCGAGAGAGCCGGACGAAGCAGUCACUGCAGAUUGA
Messenger RNA from Rhodotorula toruloides NP11, 888 nucleotides. RefSeq lists its product as uncharacterized. The coding region runs from base 1 to 888 and encodes 295 amino acids. NCBI's taxonomy places the organism in Eukaryota, Fungi, Basidiomycota, Microbotryomycetes, Sporidiobolales, Sporidiobolaceae. The transcript has 4 exons. The record is from RefSeq and is a predicted model, not a curated record.